AUGCUGCUUGUCCUAGCCCUCUUUACCAGCUUACUGCUGCUGCCCCUGGUGCUCCCAGGACAGCCCCAGAUCUCCAAGGGAAAUUUUACAAUCAGCUUUGUGAAUGGCAGCCAGAUUCAACCAAUGCAUGGGCUGGCGAAAAGCAUGCCAGGCUUUCUGGAUGAGGAUAGCAUAUGCCAUUGUGUGGUCCAUCUGCCCAACAAUCUCAUCCCCCUGCAGCAGCUGGAGAAGCUACAGAGUACAGCCCAGGAACUCGUGGACAAAUAUGCACAGAAGCUUUCCAAGGAUGUGAGUGGCUGGGUGCUGCUGCAGGAGUUGAAGUUUGGGGAACUGUCUGUUCAUCCUGCCUGUGCCCAGGUCAGUGAGUAUGCAUGUGCGACUGAAAAGCAGAAUAACCAGGUUCGGGAAAUGACCCACAAGCUGCAGUCCAGCAGUUCCAGUGCCCUCUCUUCUUCCUAUGAAGACCUGGCCUUUAACCUGCUGUACCUGGAGCUAGAAAAAGCACAGCAGUUGGUGACUCAGCUUAAGGCCAAGGGAGAAGUGCACAGGUCUGCACCCCUCCUCGACCAACUCCGGGACCAGGUGGCAAAUGCAAGCUUCACUCUCAAGCUUCUUGGUGACUCUGAUCAGCGCAGAUUUGGUGCUCUACUCCAGGAAGUGGAUGUCCUUGAGAGCCAACUGAGGGAGUGUGAGAGGCACAGGGAGCAAGAACUGGCCUCCAGUUACUCUGGUCCACCCCUACUCCCUGGUUCCUGUGCUCAUCGAGGCCUCCAGAAAGUCAGCAGACCCCUUGUGGUGCAGCUCAAUUGGAGAGGCUUUUCACAUAAGGCAGGUGCCUGGGGCCGAGACUCAGCUCCCAAUCUAAACUCUUCCUACUACUGGGUGGCCCCACUGAGUACAGAUGGCAGGUACUUUGACUUCUACCGGCUGUACAAGUCCUAUAAUGACCUGGUGCUGCUGAAGAACUACAAGGAGUGGAAGAUAGGCUAUGGUGAUGGCAGUGGCAAUACUGUGUACAAGAACUUCAUGUACUUUAACUACUAUGGCACAGGUGACGUGGCCAAGGUGGAUCUUUCCUCCAACGCCUUGGUACUGCGGCGUCCCUUGCCUGGUGCCACUUACAACAACCGCUUCUCCUAUGCUGGUGUGCCCUGGAAGGACAUAGAUUUCUCUGGGGAUGAGAAAGGGCUGUGGGUGCUCUAUGCCACUGAGGAGAGUAAGGGUAACCUGGUUGUUAGUCGUCUCAAUGCCAGCACCCUAGAAGUGGAGAAAACCUGGCGCACCAACCAGUACAAACCAGCCCUGUCAGGGGCCUUCAUGGCCUGUGGGGUGCUCUAUGCCUUACGCUCAUUGAGCACCCGCCAAGAGGAGAUCUUCUAUGCUUUUGAUACCACCACCGGGCAGGAGCGCCGCCUCAGCAUCCUCCUAGACAAGAUGCUGGAAAAGCUGCAGGGCAUCAAUUACUGCCCAUCUGACCACAAGCUAUAUGUCUACAAUGAUGGGUACCUCAUCACUUAUGACCUCACCUUCCUGACAUUGAAGUACAGGCUACCGAGGCCAUCAGCUAAAACGCCCUUUGAGAUGCGUGUCCCAUUCAAAUCUGUCAAACCCAGCAAAUCCUUCAGGCCCUGA
Molecule: messenger RNA, 1632 nt
Organism: Loxodonta africana (African savanna elephant)
Lineage: Eukaryota; Metazoa; Chordata; Mammalia; Proboscidea; Elephantidae
Product: ubiquilin like
Exons: 7
Coding region: 1-1632 (543 amino acids)
Biological process (GO): signal transduction
Source: RefSeq, a predicted model, not a curated record